This is a messenger RNA of Carassius auratus (goldfish), 1713 nucleotides long. RefSeq lists its product as uncharacterized. Bases 945 to 1601 code for a protein of 218 amino acids. The transcript has 6 exons. Gene Ontology annotation, molecular function: protein dimerization activity. The record is from RefSeq and is a predicted model, not a curated record. Lineage: Eukaryota; Metazoa; Chordata; Actinopteri; Cypriniformes; Cyprinidae.
CAGUUUUAUAUAAGAGACUUCUAUAAUGGGCCUAUCCAUUAUACAUGAUAGUAGGCCUACCCAUAAUAGUUUGAAUUAUUUUUUGUUUUUUCUUUCUUUUUAUUUCUACUGAACAACCUCCUGGUCCCCAUUGUGAAAACGUUCUGCCUAGGCUAUUUCAUUAUAUUUUAUCCAAUGUAAAAUAUUGAUUAUUCCAUUUGUCAAAAUUUCAAAGAUGUCAGGGAAGAGGCAAAGGAGCAUUCUUUCAUGUUUGCUCUAAAAGAUCAGCUCCGUAAAAAGGUGGCUAGGUCAGAGGAGGAGACUGUGGAUAAGACAGUAGUGGAGGCAGUGGAGGAGGCAGUUAGGGAACCAGUAGAGGAUGGGUCCAUGGAAGAGAGUGGAGGACACCAUAGAGGAAACAGUGGAGAGCCCACUGGAAACAGGGAGAAAGAGAGGGUUAAGUGGAGCAACCACCUAUAGGUGUUCCUUUAAUAAGGAGUGGUCAACCCGAUGGCCGUUCAUCACAAUGGGAACCACCAGCUCUUUUUACUGGUGCUCAGUCUGCAGACAAGAGAGCUCCUGUGCCCAUCAAGGUGUGAGGGACAUAAGCAGGCAUGUGGAAAGCAAGGGACAUCAAACCAAGGAACAGGCUCUAAAAUCAGCUAGCAGUGUUGCACAGUUCUACACACCAGCAACUUCUGUUGGAGGCAUGAGUGUACAAGAGGCCAAGACCAGGAGGGCUGAGGUGAAGGUUGCCGUUGCAAUGGUGCAGCACAAUGUUCCAUUUGCCGAUGCUGACCAUUUCAGGCCCUUGUACAAAUAAUGUUUUGGAGACUCCCCCACGGUUCAUAGCUUUCAGAGCGCAAGCACCAAAACAACGUGCAUCAUAAAUGAAGCAGUGGUACCUCAUUUUAAGAAGGAACUGGUGAUGAAGAUGAGAGAGAAUCCCUUCACACUUGUCACAGAUGGCUCAAAUGAUACUGAUAUCCGGUUUUGAUCCUGAAGAUCUGGCAGUGGAUGUUGGGUAUUGGUUUAAGGGAAGCACCAAUCGUAAAGGUUACCUGGCAGGAGAAAAACUAAAUAUUGGCUUCACCACCAGAGCUACCCUCAACAGGCUGCUUGAGGCUGGAGACAUCACACCUCAAGAGGUGCAUCUAUUCCAGCAGGCAGCAUUUCUGGUCAGGGCUGUGGAGUAUUGGAUCAAAAAACUCUCCCUGAAGGAGGCCCUGCUGAAGCACGCUCAAUUCCUUGAUGUGCAGCAGAGGACGGAGUGUGGGGUGGAAGAUGCCCUAUACUUUGUAGACAGAUUUCAGGAACUACUUCCUUUCAGUGGGCCAGAGGAACAGGACAAGGACAAGUUCUUGGAAUAUCAACUCAUGGAUAUUCCCAUGCCACAAGAUCCCACCACCUUUAAUGUUGAGGAGUUUUGGGGGAGUAUGUCCUCAAUCAAGUGCAAAGUGUCCGGUUUGAGCCUGUUUGGGAGGCUUUCUAAAAUAGCUUCAUUGGUGUUAGUGCUCCCUCAUUCAAAUGCCGACGCUGAAAGGGUUUUCUCCAUGGUGGGAUUAAACAAGAACAAAACUAGGAACAGCUUAGUACUUGAUGGACACUGUCAUCCAUCAUGACAGUAAAAAUGGCUGGCCUGGAACCACAGUGCUUCAAAUGGGAGCCACCAACCCCUGUGCUGAAGGCCUCAAAACCAGCUACCAACACCUACAAUAAACAACACUGACCAUU